This is a messenger RNA of Acromyrmex echinatior (Panamanian leafcutter ant), 1025 nucleotides long. RefSeq lists its product as uncharacterized. Lineage: Eukaryota; Metazoa; Arthropoda; Insecta; Hymenoptera; Formicidae. The record is from RefSeq and is a predicted model, not a curated record.
CAUCGACGCUUCUGUUAAACGCGUCGCGACAUGUUCGAUCUCUCAGUACAUAUAUGCAAUAUAUAGACAGUGCAUUAGACUUUUUUCAUUCAAUCGUAAGCUUCAGUUACGAGCAUUAAGACAUGGACCGAGUAAAAGAAUAUAUACGCCGAAAAUCAAUCGAGCGAAAAAUGUACGGUCCGUUGUCGUCAAGUCCAUCGCCAUCGAAGGAAAAAGCGAGAUAUUGGGAAUGUCCUGGAGAAAAGAUGUCAAAGUCGCCAACGUGCUCAUUAUCAACGUCAUCGAUGCCAUUGAAAUAUAAAUCAUAAAGUAUAAACAUUAAUAAACUCGCGAACAAAGAAAAUACAUAGAAAGACGCGAUAAAAUGUGUUGCGCCAUGUUCGCAUUUCUUAGAAAGAGGGGAGAGUUACUCCUUCUUCGAUUCUAGAAGUUUUAUAUACAUCGCAAUUUAUGCGUGCAAUUAGUCUUGCGAUACCCGCUUGUACGGUUGAAAAACGUACUUCACUAAAGACAGCAACGCAUCAUAUGAAACGAAGAAGGAGUAACAUCAUGGAGCAUUGCGAGGUGCGUUUAUUGAGCAGACGUUAUAAUCUGACGACUACGGGCUACAAAUUUUUGGAAAUUAGAAUCAACAUUGGUCCACUGAGUUAUGUGGCGAUCGCCCUGGGAGAUCAUCGCGGACAUGAACUGCUGUUGUCUCUCGAAACGUGGAAGGGCCUCUACAAUAGCAAUGGAAUAUUUACAAGAUGCUGCACCAACCAAUUGCUAUAACCGGCGAUGACUAUUAUUUAUAUUUAACCAUUCAACCAUUCUAGAACGUUUCUAUCCAAUAGAGCAGUUUUGUUUUCUUUUGAGCAUUACUUUCAUUUCUAACGGAAAAUUGAGUGGUACUAACUUGUACUAAAAUAUUUCAAAGCUUCAUUCACUUUUUUUCCGAAAUCCUGUUUUCGAAUAUGGUCAUCACGAUUCCAAAAAAAAAAAUGAAAGUCCGACUGGUUUCUACUUUUACGAUUAUACUCAGAGAA